AUGUGCCGAUCGUAUGGUGAUCAAUUCGAAAUUUUAUUAAAAGAUAAACGUGAUAUAUCAUCGUAUUUAAAAAAGCAAUUAGAAUUACGAAAUGGACAAGUUUUUGAUCUCAACGAUCGAUUGGUUGGUUUACAAAAGGCAAAAGAUCAAGAAAAAGAAUUGUACGAAAAGAAUUUUCAAGACUUAAAGGAAAAAUCUCAAAAAGAAAUCGACAAACUCGAAAACGAAAAUUUUCUACUCAAAACACGUCUAAUUUCCGUAGAAGAAUUCAAAACUCAACGUCAAACAAUGGAAACGACAAUCGAAGAAUUAAAAAGACAAAUUCAACAAAAAGAAGAUGCAUAUCGAUCUGCUCUCGAUCAAAUGGAAAUCGCUUUAAUAACUUUCAAAAAUAGAUUAAAAAAAGAAGCGAUUCAAUAUCUAAAUGAUUUAGCGAUUGAAUUUCGUCGAACAACGAAAAAUCAAAUCUCUCAAACGAUUCAACGAGCAAUUCGCGAGAAUUUCUAUUUAAAUAAUCAAAUCACUCACCUCACAACUCAACUUGAAAAAUCCAUUGAAAUGAAUAAAAAAUCUACGGAAAAGAACCAACAUUUAACACGAACCGUCUCUAUUCUACAAGACGUAGAACUACAAACAACGAAUAAAAUUUUCGCGACGGAAAAUAUUAUUCGAAUGUUAUGUCAACAAUUAAAGGAGCGUAAAGAACGGAAAAUGUCAGCAGACAAAGUUAUUGUGGCAAAAGAAGACAAAUCAACAGAAAUCGUGUCAGAAGAAGAAACCUCGAUGGAAAAACAAGAAGAUUCGACAGAAUUGAAGAAUUUAAAAGAAGAAAACAAUUUACUCAGAAAUAUUAUCGAUCGAGCUGCAAAAAUCAUCUCGGACGUUGUUCAGUCUGAUGAAACUUCAGACUUGUUACUCAAAACUACGAAACGAUCUGAAAUGCUUGAAGAACUUCUAUCAAUUCUUCUAACUUCACAUCAUUUGGGUCGAACGGAAUUAUUAUUUGAAGAGAAAUCCAAAGGAAUCUACCCGGCAACCCGUUUGAAUCUUCAUCGAAUUCGUCCGAACAUUCAUUAUCAUCUCGGCGAUUUAGGACUCGUUCCUUCUCACUAA
This is a messenger RNA of Adineta ricciae, 1113 nucleotides long. NCBI's taxonomy places the organism in Eukaryota, Metazoa, Rotifera, Eurotatoria, Adinetida, Adinetidae. The record is from the annotation of a GenBank genome assembly.